GCCAAUAAAAAUCCACCAAAAAAAUUCAUACUCUAGUUCCAUAGUUUCUUUUAAACGAUGAGGGAGAACUCAAAAGAAUUCCCGAACCAAUCGAGUGCAUGGUUCACCUUUCAUCGUGACUCAACCAAGAUAUCCCGAAACGAGUACAUGGGUCUCCUUUGAGCAUGACCCACCCCGAUAAACCAACCCCAUCAAAUCACCAACUAGAAUAUGAACAAUUACCUUACGUGUGUGCACCUACCCAUAUAUAAAAGGAAUUUCAAGUCCUUCGAGUAGUAAGAAGUCCAAAAUCUACUCAUGUAAAGGAAAAUUUUCAUAAAUUAUAUAUGCCCGAAAUCCCAUUCAACACUAGCACAUGUCCCUCCUUCUUGUGGGCGAAACUCCCCACCUCCGGAUAUCAUCGAAAUCUGUCACGACAAGGCUUAGGAAAUGGAUUCUCAGCCAUCUGUAUAUAGCAGAAGCGAUUUUUGCAACCCUUGUGCGACGAAGACCCCUCCUUGAACAACCUCCACUCUGGUACAUGCUGCAAAUUGGCAAAGUCGUCGCUAUUUGCAUGCCCUCCCCGGCAAAGAUUUACACACAAGAAAAAGAGGUCGAGGAAAGGCUCCACCCUCAUCGCCUUACACACCCACAGGAGCCCAGAGAUAUACGAAUGGCUAUUGAGGGUCAUUUGACACAUGUACUCCAGCAAGAACGGAUGUAGUGGGAGCCGAAUCCCCAUUGUGACUGAAAGCACAUGAACUACAAAACUCCCCUCGAGGGGGUGCCAAUAAUGUGUCCCUCAGUCCUGGUUCCACCAUUAACACUGAGAGCUCGACAUAAACUGCAUUGUACGAAGAUCAGCAUCAUCCACCCUCAUCCUUAACGCCAUAGUCAUCGUGUUGAAAAAUGAAUGCCCUUCGGAAUGUCGAGGGGUUGCCUUUGUUUCUCCUCGGUCCUUUUCCCCUUCCCCCCUCACCGCUUGUAGAGGCUUCGGGCAGGGUAGUUGUGAAGAAGGACCAACUCCGUUGUUACCUCUCGAUGACACCGUAGUCUGGAAACGAAGGCGUUCCCUCUCAGGCUCUUCUUCCUCUACUUGGACGAUCUCAGCUAAAUCAUUGUACGUCUUCCAACUUUUAUACGAAGCCCUCAACGUCAAAUUCCACACAGAUGUGACCAUCCAGCUCCCUGGCAACCUCAGAAUUACUCCACAAAGAGGGAUGCAGACUGGGGUGACGUCUCCUCCAGCCAGCUCUUGGGCUGUACCGACGCCGACGGCGAUAUGUUCUACGAAUCACCUUCGGACGACAUCAUUUCAGACACUAACGACAGAAGAACUACAGUCGAACCUACAUGCGAGGAGUACCAACACCAUACCUAAGGUCUAGCAAGCAAAGUAUAAGGCAAACGACAAGAACAAGUGAAGAGCUGACCUUGAAAAUAGUUUUGAUUGGUGGGGGGUUUAUCACUCUAAAAUCGGACAGAGCUUUGCUUCAAAUUCUCAAAACGCGCAUGGGGUAAUGACUCCAGCCAUCAGAUAUUAAUAGCCAACCUAACCGCGGUUACCUCGAAACCAUACCCUCUAGCUAAAAA
Cuscuta europaea is the source of this 1572-nucleotide messenger RNA. The record is from the annotation of a GenBank genome assembly. Lineage: Eukaryota; Viridiplantae; Streptophyta; Magnoliopsida; Solanales; Convolvulaceae.